AUGUAUUUCCUCUUUACAUAUUUUUGGAUAUUAAUGUCAGUUCGGUUUGGGAUUUUUCUUAUACUCGUACAAUCAUCAGAGGAGUUCCCACUACACGACGCUCGGCACAACCUGACGGGAGAGGAGUAUGACCCGGAGGAUGCUAAAUACGUCAAGAAUGGUGAUGUCCGAUCAAGGUUGUGGUCAAGUGUAGAAAAUGGAGGCUUUGAGACCCAGCCACUGUCUAUUAAGGACGGACAAUCAUUAAUAGACAAGAUGAGAGUAAUGAGAGCUCUGGCAGGGAUAGAAAGACGCAUGGAAGAAUUACAUGGACUGAAACAGCCAGAACAUAGGAACUUGAUGAGUACAGUUAACUAUGUUUACGAGAUGGACAUAAUAUUGACCCCACAACAAGCAGAGACGAUCUACGAACACGAAAAAAUCCGCCAAAAACGCAAGAUGUCUGCAAGCAUGACGAGUCUUUGGGAAAUGCCUAUUUACUACUACUACGGUGGCCAACACACGCCUCAGAUGGAGCAGAAUGUUGAAAGUGUAAUAGCAGAAUGGGAAGAUCUCACGUGUCUAAACUUCAACAGAUCGUCAGGUCCUGUCACGUGGGAGCAGGGGAACCGGAACAACGUCACAAUCGAGUUCACACCGAACGGGUGCUGGUCCUAUGUAGGGAAGAAAGAGAAUGCUAACAAUGUCCAAAAGGUGUCUGUGGAUGGCUGUGUCUACAGAGGACGAAUUGCUCACGAGCUAGGUCACGUAAUUGGAUUUUGGCACGAGCAGGCACGACCAGACAGAGACGACCACGUGAUUAUCGAGGCACCAAACAUUAUGGAUAACAAACAUGGGGACUUCGUCCGGCUGUCGUGGCAGGAUAUCAUGGACAAAGGUGUACCUUAUGACGUCGGUUCAGUGAUGCACUAUGGCUCUACGGCGUUUUCCAAGGCUGGGAAUCCAACUGUAGUUGCAAGAAAAUCAAAUUUACAACGGGCAUUAGGUCAACGUCACGGACUUUCCUUCUAUGACGUCAAACUUGCAAAUUCUGUAUACUGUUCAGAUUGUUGUAGUGGUAUUCACUUAGCAAAGCCAUGCAAAAAUGGUGGCUAUCAGGACCCGAAGAAAUGUACCAGCUGUAGGUGUCCAGAGGGACUAUCCGGGCACUUUUGUGAGACAUCAGCUCCACCUGUCGGACUGUCUUGUGGCGGGGAUAUUAAUGUUACAUCAACCGUGACAACGAUAGGACAUCUUCAUGCUUUCAAUGAAGGACAUCAGUGUAAUUGGUAUCUCAGGGCUCCACCGGGGAUGAAUGUUCACCUUGACCUUGUCGGAGAAUUCAUCAAUUUUGACACGUGUUAUAAGGAUCAUUUCGUUACCUGUGAUAGUUACUUAGAAGUACGCUAUUCCGCAGAUCUCGCUAAUACUGGUGCAAGAUAUUGUUGUUCUUUAAAAGAAGAUCCUAGUGCGCUGAUUUCCGAAAGCAGUGAAAUGGUAGUUCUUCUGCGUGGAUACAACAAUGGUUCUGUAGGCUUCAAAGCAAAUAUCUGGGCUGAAUCGUGCGGUGGCUGUUCAUUAUUAAACACCACAUCUAUGAACGCUAGGCUCCGCCCCUGUUUCAAAAGUGUUCAACAAACAUGUAAGAAAACUUGGAAAAAGAAACAGUGGAUUCCUUGUCCAUGGUUUGCACCUCGAUCCAAUGGGAAAUGUAAUAGAUACAGAAUGGUGGAUAUGUCUCGUGACGACAUAUGUACUGUCGUUGUACCUUCAUGUUGUACUAACUAUCACCUGGAGGGUAAUUAUUGUAUAGCUUCAUCAGUAGCGAAGGAUGAUGACGCUAUAUCUGCAGACAUUCCAGCAGCUCCGGGGCCAAGCAAUGACGACAACGCUACAAAGCAUGGGUCGAAUGAUAUUAUGGGAUGGUCUACGUGGUCUGCCUGCUCGAAAACUUGCGGGGGUUGUGGAAACAAAACUAGACAUAGAGCAUGUUCUAAUCCAGAAGCAUGCGGCGGUGAUGACAACGAAGAGAUUGAGGGAUGUGCAGCAACGCCAUGCGCAACUCCUAUUAUGACUACAUGUACACGGACAGUAGCGACAAAGGGAUUCUGUCCACCUUGGUCAGCUACUACUUGUACAAAAUAUCGGACGGAAACCUACACGUGCCCUGAUCCCGCCAUGAUGUGCUGCAAAGGAUAUGUACUUCAAGGGGGUCUUUGUGUAGCCAUCAACACGUAA
Messenger RNA from Ylistrum balloti, 2217 nucleotides. Its product is annotated as zinc metalloproteinase dpy-31-like. The transcript has 17 exons. Gene Ontology annotation, molecular function: metalloendopeptidase activity; zinc ion binding. Gene Ontology annotation, biological process: proteolysis; molting cycle, collagen and cuticulin-based cuticle. Bases 1 to 2217 code for a protein of 738 amino acids. NCBI's taxonomy places the organism in Eukaryota, Metazoa, Mollusca, Bivalvia, Pectinida, Pectinidae. The record is from RefSeq and is a predicted model, not a curated record.